Marasmius oreades (fairy-ring Marasmius) is the source of this 1668-nucleotide messenger RNA. RefSeq lists its product as uncharacterized. Gene Ontology annotation, cellular component: nucleus; chromosome, centromeric region. Lineage: Eukaryota; Fungi; Basidiomycota; Agaricomycetes; Agaricales; Marasmiaceae. The record is from RefSeq and is a predicted model, not a curated record. The transcript has 5 exons. Bases 1 to 1668 code for a protein of 555 amino acids. Gene Ontology annotation, biological process: meiotic chromosome segregation.
AUGUCUUCGAUGUCUGACCCGGUGGCAUUUACAGUCAAGAAGAAAUUCUUGCUAGCAAAUAAACAUAUCACAAAGCUCAAUUCUACGCUGAGCGUGCGGAUCGAGGAACUUAAUGCUCAGAUAUCUACACUCUAUACCGAAAAUCUCCGACUUCGCGCAUCGGAGAUCGCCCUAGCCGCGCAACUCAAGCGUGAGCGUGAAAAGUCUAGACAAAUUAUCGCGGAGACGGAGGUCGCGGCCCUCGGAUUGACGAAACGCCUCAGUUUUCUGCGUCAAGCGUUCCAUAUAGCAGAGCAAGCACCUCAAUCACCGUCCCCCACUCCUCCCAAAGCCACUCGCCGUCCUGUAUCCCAGAGCGGCUCUAGUCCCACCUCGCCGGUUGCCAACAAGCUCUCCCGUGUCCCCACGGUUUCAAAAAUACAGGAGGAUGAUGAGCUCGCCUUGUCAUCCGAAGAGGAGCCCGGAGAGCCAAAUAAUGUAAAAUUCAGCUCACGGCGGGGAGCUAAAACCAAAUCUCGGCUCUCAGCAUCCAGGCUUCCGCUACCUUCCAGAAUAGCGUCACCACCUCCCCCGGAAGCUUCGACCUCAUCCGUCCCACUUCAGAUAGAUUUCGAAUCGCUGCCGCAGACAACAAGCAAACGGAAAGUGUCUCGUCGGCAGAGUGGUCUGCUGAUUGAUACCCGAAUGUCUGGAUAUGACAGCGCACCUGGCGCAAGCUCACUCUCCAUAUCGAGACCGUCGAGUCCAGCCUUUGGCUCUCCAAUUCGAAGAGCUGCCGGAUUGGCAGAGGAACGUGAUGAAAACGCUGUUACCAAAGAUCUUUACGUCGAUGGCAUUGAGGGAGAGUUUGAGGAAGCGAUAAUGAAGAAGCCCAAGUCGUUUUUGAAGAAGGAGAAGGGACUUGCGGUUGCGGAACCUGUCGAAAAAAGGAAGGGCACGCUUCGGGAACAAAGCGAUAUCCUCAUGAGUGAAGGUGCAGGGAAGAAGCCGAAACUGAAGGACGUAACGAACUCUCCUAAUAGUCGGCCAGUGGCUACUCCAGUGGACGCCGCAGCCAUUUCAGAGCUCGAAGUGGGAGCCCCUUCCUCUUGUACAUCACAUCUCCCAACGCCAUCACCGCCUCCCGGUGAGUCAGAAGGCGAUGAAGUCACCGGUGGCAGAGAACGUCGUACAAGAAAAAGUGUAAACUAUGCGGAACCCAAACUCAAUACGAAAAUGCGGAAGCCAGACCCACCUGAAGGCCCCACAGCCUCAAGCAAUAGGAAACGCUCUACUGGAGUCCGGUCUUCGAUGCCAUCAUCGUCAUCUUCCUCAAGAGCUCGCGCAGUGGACAUCGACAACCCAGAAGAAAAGGGGGCGGAGACUGACCCUCGGUCCUCCUUGGAAAGGGAUGAGCCGACGCGUUCUGGUCAUGUUGGGACCACAGAUUUGCUUGAACUACCGCCUUCUUUUUCAUCUACGUUAAGACGAAAUAAAUCCCGCCCCAUCCUGAUUGAGGACGAAGAUGCCGAUGACGGUGGUGCAGAUGCAGACGAAGAAUUCGUUCCUUCACUUGGGAGAGUGUCUUGGGUCAACGUGGGUGAACGUAGAAGAGGAGGAAACAGGAGAGUCACGGGUGGUGGCGCUGUGCACUCGAUGGACGAGAGAAGGCAUAGCAUAGCGCUAUGA